Molecule: messenger RNA, 13159 nt
Organism: Saccoglossus kowalevskii
Lineage: Eukaryota; Metazoa; Hemichordata; Enteropneusta; Harrimaniidae
Molecular function (GO): RNA binding
Source: RefSeq, a predicted model, not a curated record
GCGUGUUGAAAACGUUAAAAUUUUAUCCAAAAGAUCAUCGGAUGGUACACUCUCAGCAUUUGUGGAUUUUGUUGAUAUAAAAUGUGCAACAAAAGCUCACGAAUCUGUGAAUAAACUCGGAGAUCAUGAACUGAGGACCGACUACAACGAACCGGAUCGGCCACCAGGCACGGUUGUGCAUAUACACGAAUGUGAGGAUUCUCCAACACAACACAUGUCUAUGAUGUCUGCCAGGGACUUUGGUGGUACAUAUGCUCGCCAGUCGCGAUAUGUCAGGGAAGGGUAUGCUGAUGAUAGGAAUUACGAACACUCUGCAUAUGCUGCCUAUGAUAGGAGUCUAUACGACAGACACUAUGAACAACACCCAGCUGCAUCAUAUUAUGAAAAUGAAGACAUUGCAGCCGCUAUGUACUAUCCUGUUCAUAGUCGCCGAAAAUCUUACGGACGUACAGCGUAUGCACAGCAACAGAAAAGGACUCCCAGUGCUUAUAACGUGCAAGGAUAUUCUAAAUUUAAUAAAUAUGAGAACCGACGACGGACAGGAGAGUUAGAUCAAAAUGUGGAAACUAGGGGACGACGUAAGCAUAAAAAAAUGCAUAAACAGUCGCAUUGUAAAGGACUUUCAGGGUCUGGUUCGCGUUCUCAGUCACCAUCAGCGUCGAGAUCUCGAUCGCCGUCUAAAUCACAUUCCCAGUCAAGAUCUCGGAGUUGCAGUGAGUCACGAAGCCGUUCGCGGAGCUCUGAUAGCAGUGUUUCUAGGAGUAGCAGUUGUUCGAGCAGAGACAGUGCCUCACGUCAGUCACCCAGUGGCAGUAGUCGGAGUAGCAGGGAUAGUAGAAACACUGAUUCUGGAUGUAAGCGGUCUACGGCACUGUGUGUUAAAAACUUGCCGAGCAGGUCAACAGAUACCAGCCUCAAAGAUGGUUUAUUUCAUGAAUUUAAAAAACACGGUACUAUCCUUGCUGUUCGUGUACAAGGAGCUGCAGCUGACCGAUUUGGAUUAAUAUUUUUCAAGCGAGCAGAGGAUGUUGAUAAAGCGAUUGAUAAAUCCAAAGGAAAAUUGUUCUUUGGAUCAGAGAUUGAUGUAUCAAUAUGGACUGGUCCUGUUGAUACGGAGGUAGAUGGCGAUCUGCGAUUACAUGAAGAACCAAUCAGUGAAUACCAUUCCAAAGCAUCUAGGACAUUAUUUAUUGGAAACCUGGAGAAAAAUACAACGUACAGCGACUUAAGAGAAAAAUUUAAAGCUUUUGGUGAAAUUGUGGAUAUUGACAUCAAGAAGCAGGGUGGUGUUCCAGCGUAUGCAUUUAUGCAGUUCGCAAAUAUUAAGAGUGUCGUCAAGUCUCUGAAGAAGAUGGACGGUGAACCGAUCGGCAAGAAUAGAUUUAAGCUUGGGUUUGGAAAGAGUAUGGCAAACAAUUGUCUUUGGAUUGAAGGCAUAGCGGCAACUGUAACAGAAAGUACACUGGGUAGAUUCUUUAGUCGAUACGGCGCUGUGACGCACUGCGAUAUUGACAGGAAAAGUGAACUAGCUUUGGCAUAUUUUGAUAAGGUGGAAAGUGCACAGUUUGCCUUGAAUGAAACAAAAGGAAGAAAACUAUCGAAGAAAAGGUUGCAGGUCGACUUUGCCAGUGUUGAAUUACAGAAUAACUUUUAUGAAAAUCUUAAAAAAACUGGUCAAACUUUCGUCGAUAGAAGAGAUGUCACACCAUAUCCAAAGUACAGAGAAGUUCGAGAUCCACCUCCAGCACAGUAUAAUAAUUACUAUAAUAGAGAUGUAAACUACCAUCAAUACCAGACAAGUAGUAGACCACCAUAUCCUGAGGAUUACGACUACGAUGAUUGGAAUCAGAGGAGGAACUAUGAAGACGAAUAUAGUACAGGAAGUGCCGCAAGUUAUCGUGAUGUAGAAGAUUCAUAUGAACAAGAACUUAGAGAAUAUGGAUAUCGGCAGAGGGAAAGGCGGGAGCAGUUACAUCGAGAACAAAGUCCAGUAUCAUCACGAGAAAGGGGAAUUACUCUGAGUAGGCGGAAUAGUAUUGAAAGUCAAGAGAUGAAAAGGCGAAGUCCCAGUCCGAUGUGUCAAAGCAGAAGUGUUAGCCCGCAUAUCAAACGAAAGUCAAAGGCACACAAAAAGCUGAAAGCCGAAAAAGCACAUAGUCCAUCACGGCAGAUUUGUUCACGUAGUAGAUCUGUAACUCCAUGCUUGUUGUCAGAGCCUGAAGAACCAGUAUCAAAAAGUAAAAAAAAGAAAGAAAGGAAGAAGUUGAAAUUGCUCGGGAAGGAUGAAGUCAGAAAGAAGUCUAAGAAACAUGGAAGUAAAGUGAAAAGUGUCAUUGAAGAAGAUUUGAAAGUGUCAGCAAAAAAUGAGCUUAUAAGCCCAACUAGAAGUCCUGCACGCAGUAUAAAGAAAGAACCUCCAAGUCCUCUGUAUAGUGUCCAAAAUGAGCUUCCCUUACACAGGCUUACUCCAGAACAAACUGUUAGUCCAGCCAGAGUGAAAGAGGCUGUGAGUCCCACAAAAUGUGUAGAUAUUGAUCCUGCUACAAGGAUGGAUAAUGACAUUAAUGCUAAAAAGAAAGGAGACCAAAAACUUGGUGGAAAAAUAAAAAAACAGAAAGAGUUUUCUGUUAAAGGACAAGGACCCUCGCGGUUGAAAAAACAUGAUGAAAUGUCGCCACGGGAAAGGGUUUUGCCAAUAGACAGGCAUGAAUUUGAAUCUGAACAUAAGAAACUGAAAGUCAGGCAUGACCCUGAUAAGGAUAAAGGGGAGGAUGUUGACAAGCACAUCAAGAGGAGGAAAUUAGAUGAUGAACUUGGGCAGGCAUUGGAAACGUCUGAUUUCAAGCCUGUGAAGAAACCAGAAAGAAAAUACAGUUUAAUUGAGUCAGUAAUUAAAAAAGAAAAGGCAGAAAGAACACUGAUACAAGUAAAGCCUAUUAAAAUGGAUCCUGAACAUCUACGAAAAAGAGAGGUAACAACGUCAAAAGAAAAUGUGCUAGAACCCAGUCCACCUGAGUCUAAAAUAUCUGGUGAAUUGUCUAAUAAAAGAAUUUUAGAAACUAAUAAUGAUGUUAAAGUAGAACCAGUGGAAACAACUCAUGUAGGUGAAAAAACAGAAGUGGAAACUAAAACAAAAAACAAUAGUAAAACAGCAGUGAGUCAUCAGGAGAAAGUGAGAAUAGGACAUUUAUUUGAAACAGGUAACUGUCUGGCCAGUCCGGCUGACAAACGUUCUGAUGAAAGCACCGGAAAAAAGAUUAGCAUGAAACCUGAGGAUAAGUUAGGAGCUGGAUUUAUUGAUACAAGCUUGAGUUUUAGAAAGCAGAUGGAGCAAAGAAGAAAGCUGCAACAACAACAGCAGCAGCAGCAACAACAACAACAACAACAGCAGCAGCAGCAGCAGCAGCAACAACAAAAGCAGCAGCAGAAGGAAAAAGUGGCAGAAAAUGAAACACCUUCAGAAACACCCAAGUUUUCAGAAUUUGAAUCACCGGAAGGCAACACCCGGCCUGAAUUUCCACAGAAUUUUCCGCAUAAGCGAAAAUACAGAACAAUAGACAUGUCACAAGGGAAUGAAAAAGAAUUUAUGAAGAGAAGUUAUAGAACAAGGCAAGUUAGUGAUGAACUUGCUAGUCCUAAAGAUGAAAAAGUCACAAAAGAAAAAUUCAGGGUUACGCCAGAGAAUUCAUCAAACAGUCCAAAGCAAGUGAUACAGGAGAAGGUGUCACAUUCAUUGACCAAUUCAACAAAGAAAGUAGAGAGAAGCCCUGAUAAAACUUGGAAGCUACAGCCGCUUAGUUCAGAAACUACAGAUCUGAAAACAAAGGUGGAUCGCAUUUCUUUAUCAGACUCUAAAAGCCAUAAUAGGAUGUCUGAGUCUACUGAACAUUCAAAAAGCAUUCCACAGAAACCAUCGGAAAGACCUAAAGAACGCAAACUGCUUUCUUUUGUACAAAAAUAUGAAACUAUGGACGACUGGGAACUAAUCUCGUGUGUAAAAGCUGGAUUACAGCAAGUACACAAUAGUCAAGAUGAAGAAAAGGUGGAAAAUAGUGAAAUAAAGAAAUGUCAUUUGCAAGUAACCACUCCAGUACAGCCAGUAAAACAUGCUCAGGAAACACCGAUGCCUUCGCUCCGACAACUCUCAACACCCUUAGAUAGUAGUGCUGAGGGUCCAGAUUUUGAUAGGACAUGUGUUUCAGUAACUGGUGUUGGAACAACAUCUGGGCUCUCAUCUAUUGCUCUUUUACCAAGAACUAUUGAGAUUGUGGAAAGAAAGAAAAUUGGGCGUAUCAAAAAGAAAUCCAGUGUUGAAACUGAACAGAUAUCAAGUGCUUCAGAGACACAACCAAGUGAAUCUGAAGAGGAAGUGAAAGAUAUACCUAAACCUAGAGUUAUACGGAGCAGUAUCUUUGACCAAGACCUUGCUAGACUGGAAAAAACUGCAAAAAUAUUUGAACCAGAUCAUGAAGCCAAUUUUCAUUUUAGUGCAGAACUUGAUUCACAAUCUAAAUUAGCAGAUUCAAAAAUAAGGACUAAAGCUGCAGCGAAGGAUUAUCCUUCACUAGUGGCAAGGACAAUGCCUUCAUUACAUCCUCAAACAAGGUUGUUAGACUCUCUGAGUGUUGAUGUGUCCCCUUCAGAAAAAUCUGAUGACACUACUAAACCACCUUCAUUGUCUCCAAAUAACAGUACACAUAUCCCACUUAAUUCGUCUGUAUUGAGAGAAUCACUGAGUAGCACUUGUGACACUUAUGCUCUUGUCAGUCAAGGUGGAACUUCAAUGUCAUUAGAUAAUGAAAAUACUGGGGCUGAUAAUGACACAUCAAGCCAGCGAAAACGUUCACCAAGCCCACCAGAAUUGUCUCCUCAAAAAGUGGAGUCUCCUGGUCAAACUGAGGAACCUUCUGGUAGGAUUCUAGCAAUUAGUAAAGCUCUAUCUAAUCCUCAUACAAUGGAAAAGGAAAAACCUGAAAACAAAUCAAAGUCAGAGGCUGUUACAGAAAUUCAGCCUCUAGGAACAUCUUUAGCUUCUAGGAGAGAAUAUUAUAAGACAAUGUAUAAGGUUAGGAGGAAAAAUGAAAGUCAUUCCACUGAUGACAAAACUGAAAAAUCAGAAGAAAAAUCAAAACCAGUUGAGGACAAUGUUUCAAAUAUCAAUGUAAAUGUGUCGCAGAAGGAUUCUGAAUGUGUUAAUGCAUCUGAAAAUGGGUUAAAGCCUACACUUGAACUUAACUUACCGAAAGAUCCUGUCAUAGUCUCUGCUCCAAAUUUUAACAGUACAGCAAAAUCAGAAUCUGAUAAGAAAAACACAGCUGCAGAAGUAGUAGAACCAACUGACAAACCUAGUCCCAAAUCAGAAGAACUUAAAACUGGAGUCCAUCUUGCGGAAACUGAUAACAAAAAAGCAAGGAAGACCAAGUCAAGGGAACCUAGUCAAGACAGGAGUAUUUCAUCUAAUUUUCAGAAUGAGGAUGCUGGGAAAGGAAAAGAAACAAAAAGUAAGAAGUUAAAAGACACUGGGAAGGUUAAAAAAGUUAAAGAUGAUAAAGACGGGAAAAGGAAAUCAAAAUUACCAAGUGUAGAUGUUUCUGAUAGUGACAAAGAAGGAAAAGAUGCAAAAAAUAUUAGUCAGAAACAAGAAGAGGAUAAAAAGAAAGCAGUGAAAAAAGAAGUUAGUGCCAGGAAAAGCACAGAAGAAGAAUUAUCAGGUGGUAAAGAACAGGAAAAGGUUAAAAAGGGUAAAUCUGCUGGCAAGGAGCAACUGAAAAAAGAAAAAAAUACGAAACAGAAGGCUAGCAAGAAAGAAACAAAGAACAAGAAUUCUGAAACUACUGAGUCUGAAAGCGUUCAGAAAAUUGAGAAAGAAAACCCUUUGAAAUUAGACAAGUCUUCACUCGAGGAAAAGCUUCCUCCUAAAACAGAAGAAAAAGUGAAGAAAGCAAAGAAGGGAAAAGAGAAGACUAAAAAAGAGACAAAGAAAGAAAAAGAAGAACGAGAACUGGUUGAAUUUUUAGAAGAGAAAUCAGCCCUGGAGGAAAAUGAAAACCCUGAAACUACAGUAAGUGUGGACGUACCUAUUGAAGAACCUGUCAAAGUGUCCAAAAAACAAGACAAAUCAAAAUCCAAACCUGAACGCAAACAAUCCAAAUCCAAAAAGAAGCAAAGCCAGGAAGAUGAAACUGAAAAAGGAGAUACACUAGAGAGUUUUGUUAGAAGUCAAAGAAAAUCACCCAAGAGAGGUCGGAAGGUUAGAUCUAAAUAUGCUGUGAUUUAUGAUUCUGAUGAUGACGAUGAUGAGGAGGAACAGUUAGUGCCACCUGUCCCUCGUAAACCUGAGGAAAUUCAUAUUGAUAAUGAUAUGGAUGAUCUGAGUAGACCACUCGUUAUUGAGUUGGGUGAAAGUCUGGAUGUUGACAAGGAAAAAAGAGAACCUGAAAAAGCCAAUGAAUCUUCUACAUUUGAUUUGGAAAGUCAAAACGAAAAGCAUGCAAAGUUGGAAGAGAUUCCUGAAAAGCCUUUAGAAUCCAACAAGUGUAUUGGAGCUGUCAAAGAAGUCAGUUUAGAAACUGAUGUACCAAAGGAGGAUGAAUCUUCUGCAGCUAAAAAGGAAUGUGCAGGCAGUGAUCAGGGACCAGCACAGAAGUUAGAAGAUACAACAGAAGACAAUGAAAAUGCUCAACUUCUUUUAGCAUUAACAGCAACUCCUGCCAAUCCAGAAAUAUCAGAACCACUGAAGUCCCCAAAACGAAGAGGCAGAAAGCGAAAAGACCCCAAAACAGAUGUACAAAAAGUGAAAGACAGUCCAGUGAAGGUAAGCCCUUCUGUUCCUUCAACACCCCCUGCAGAAACUCCUGAAUCACCCAGUGCAGUAACUAAAGGAAAAAGACGAGGUAGAAAACCAAAGGCACUCAAGAUUGCAGAGGCUCUUGAAGAAAGACGUCUAGCUGAAGAGAGACUAGUACUUGAAGAAAAAAGGUUGGCAGAAGAAGCAAAAAAUGUUGAGGAGGCAAGAGAGGCAGCAAUGGAGCUUGAAAAAAUUCAGGAGCUAUCUGAAGAUUUUGAUACUCCCCCAGCUGAGGAUGCAGCACCACCAGUCGUAUUGUCUCCUCCACAAGUUGCAUCUGCUCAAAAUGCUGCAACAGAAAUUGAAGAGAAGAAAUUAGCAGAAAUGCCCAAAAGUGAGAAAAAUGAAACAGAGCAAAAAGUUGACAUUGUGAAAGUUGAGAAAGCAGAGAAGAUUUGUAUUACCUAUCCUAUUAUACCAGUUGAAAUCAAACCAGUUGAAGAUGUUAGUAAUUGUACUCAAGAUACAAUCAAAACAGAGCAUGAAACAAACUUCCCAGGUGGACAUGUCCCAACAGAAACAAAAGAUACUGAUAAAUCCAAGCGUGGACGGCGUGGCCGUGGACGGCCCCGGUCAUCUGGUAGAAGAUUUAGUGAUAGAAGAGUUAGUGUUGAUAAACAAGAACAAGCAGCUGUUGAAAUCUCUCCAACUUCUCUGCUUUCACAAACACAGUCUGAGACAUCAGAAAAUAAAGACUCGCAAAAGUCACCUGCAAAAGAUGUCUAUGAUUUCGAAGACUCUCCAGAAACUGAGAUAUCUUUGCAAAAACCUUCUCCUUCCAGGCGAGGGCGUAGAACCAGAAAUGUAAGUGGCAGUGGAAGAAUGGGCAGACAACAUAAUCGAACUUCCCCAAGCCGACAAGAUACUUCACCAGUUGCUAGAAGUCAUCUUUCUCCCACAAAACGAACACCAACAAUAGCUGCACUACAUGCAUCUGCACAAAGGGAUGUUGAAAAAGAAAUUGCAGUGCAACCUGAUCAGCAUAAAACUCCUGCUAAAAUUCAACAACCAGAGGUACAUCUUGCACCAUUGAAUGUUGAUACAAGUAUAGUGCUGAAGAAUUCUCAAGUUCAACCAUCUCGGGUCCAACAGAGGCUUUUGACCCCUCAACAACAGGAGCAACAGCAUCAACAGGAACAUUCACCCUCACAACAACAACAACAACAAAAUCAGCAGCUCUCCCCAAUAAUUCCAUCAUUACUACUUCAACAGCAGCUACCUUCUCCUGUUCUCCAACAACAUAAACAACAACAGCAACAGCAGCAGCAGCCGCCGCCACCGCCACAGCAGCAACAUCUUCUGAAACAAUUCCAACAGCAAACACAAGUGCAAUCACAUCAACAACGACAGCAGCACAUUCAACAGCAUCAGCUUCAACAGCAACAAAAACUACAUCAACUUCAUCAACAGCAGCAACAGCAACAGCAGCUUCACCAGCAACAAAUUCAACAUCAACAGGAAAUUCAACAACAGUUUCAGCUACAGAAGAUGCAACAACAACAACAACAACAUCAUCAUCACCAGCAACAGCAAGCUCAAUUGUCUUCAAAUCCACCUCACCAAACGCAAAGUCAUGUAUCUCGUCCAUAUUCAAAAGCACAUCAUCCACAAGAACAGCCAAAGGAAAGCGAGGUUACUACCAAACCAUCUAUCAGCGUUUCUGCAACAGAAUCUGUAACACAUACAUCAACUGCUACUGUUGUACCAUUGCCAAGAGCCAUUACUUCACCAUUAAUGGAACGUGUGUUGCCACAUCCGCUCACGUCACAAACAGGCAAUUUCCCAGGAAGUAGUCCAAGACAUCCAAUAAUUACUUCACCAUCUCAUGUAGCUGCAACAGAGCAUAGGACACCAGCAACCAUAUCUGACCAACCAAGUAGGAGUCCUCAACUACAGCCUCCAAGUAGAAGUCCUCAACUACAACCUCCAAGUAAAAGUCCCCAACUCCAACCUCCAAGUAAAAGUCCCCAACUCCAACCCCCGAGUCGAAGUCCUCAACUCCAACCCCCAAGUCGGAGUCCCCAACUUCAAUCUUCUCACAGUGAACGCAUGUUCUCAGUGCAGUCACCGCAGGGUUCUUGGAACAUGGGUCCUCGAAUGUAUCAAAAUCCACAGCGAUUGUUGUCACCUCAUCAACAGCAACAACCCUGGCUAUAUUCUCAACAAAAACAAGAAGUUCAGCUAGGCAAAGAAGGCGUGUCAGUGGCGCAACCAACUGUAUCCACACAAUCUAGUAUGGCUCAACAUGUAUUCACAACAUCUGUUGCCGAAACUGUUCCAGCUGCAUAUAUACUGAACCAAUCUGUUGGAAGACAAGAUAUAAUACAACCUUUUCCAUUUAUGCAGGCACCAACACCUCAGGCCCAUCUACGAGAUGUAGUUCAUCCGGUAGUUUCACAACAGCCUGUUGGUGCAUAUCCUAUGCUCACACUAAAUGAAUAUUCACAUGCUGCCCUGACUGAUCAAAGUCGACUGAAGGAAGCGUCAGUUGCAACCAGCCUCAACUUACCUGCUGGCAGCAAGGUUACUCCUAUAACUGGUGUUGCGUAUGCCUUACCUCAUGCUGUAAUUCACCAAGAAGAUCCCAGUACUGGUGAUGCACUUAGUAAACAUGCAGCUAGAAAGCAGACCCCUAUGCAACAUCUUCAGGGAUAUGCAGCAGAGAGAAAUGCAGGAGGGGAAAUUAUGCAGUCAUUCCGUAGUGUCAAUAUGGAUCCCGCAAUGCAUCAGAUGCAGGCCCACGGGAGAGAUAUUCGUGUGGUAACUCCUGCUCCACAGGCAAUUUCAGUGUCUGGUAUUCAAGGGUUGAUGCCAACGUCGUCAUCCCAGUCACUCACAGUAGCUGCAGUGCAUGGUGUAGCAGCUAUGGGGACACAGCCACAGCAACAUACAAGUCCAAUACAGGGUACAAUAUCUACAAUGUCUUCAGUACAGCAGCCAAGCACACAUCAACAAGCAGCAUCUAAAACACCAGAUAGUUUAACUAGAUUACUUCAGCGGUAUCCAGUUAUGUGGUGGGGCCAGUUAGUAUUGAAGAAUGAAUUCAGUUCCGUUGAGAUGCAUUAUGUAUCUGGCAAUAAGGACUUAGCACAGCAGUCAUUGCCAUCACUACUGCCAGGAGGGACACUGCCAUUACCAUUGCUACGAAUAGCACAAAGAAUGCGAUUAGAACCGUCACAGUUAGAUGGAGUAUCCAGACAUAUGCAGGUUGACGGUACUUAUUGUUUGUUACUUGCACUUCCAUGUGGUCGGGAUCAGUAUGAUGUUAUGGCACAGACAAAAACACUCCAGACUGGAUUAAUACAAUAUCUUCAAGAGAAGCAUGCUGCUGGCAUCAUAAAUAUUCCUGGUCCAGGUCCAGGAUCAAAUCAGGCUGCCUACGUUCUACAUAUAUUUCCACCGUGUGAUUUUACCCAAGAUAAGUUGAGAAGAGUUGCCCCUGAUCUGCUGGAAAGUGUACAGGACAUAGCACAUCUUAUGAUUGUCAUAGCAACUGUAUGAGUAAUAAAAAGAUAUGAAAGUGAGGAUUAUUUGGAGACGUGCGUUCUGGAUAUGCAUGUAUCGCAUGUAGAUAUCAGGAAUAUCGCUGGCAUCGGGGAAUAAUGGUGACUCAGGAAUAUUGAAUACUCAGGAAUAUCUGUAUGUAUGGCAAUUGGAGAAUAUCGCCAACUUGGAAUACCACAAAAUAGCGAUGUUAUGGAUGGUUCUGGAAUACUGCCAGUAUGACUUUGGGAGAAUAUCACGGACGUGGAAUGCCAUGAAAUAUUGAAGUUAGGGAUGACCUUGGAAUAUGCCUGUAUGGACUAAUGGGAAUGUCACCAACGUGAAGUACCACCACUUUGGAAUUGCAGGAAAUACUGACAUUGUGUAUAACCCAAGAGUAUUGCCAAAAUUGUAUACCAGGGAAUAUCACAAAUAUGGAAUACUAGGGAGUAGCUACACUAUGGGAAACCCUGGAAUACCAGGGAAUAUCAACACUGUGGAUAAACCCUGGAAUACCUGGAAAUGCCAACACUGUGGAUAACCCUGGAAUGCCUGGGAAUACCAACACUGGUUAUCCCUGGAAUACCUGGGAAUGCCGCCACUAUGGAUAACCCUGAAACACCAGGGAAUACCGACACUAUGAACCUGGGAAUACCUUCUGUUGGGAAAAUCUAUAGAAUAAUCCAAUGUAGAGAGACAAGGAAGCAGUGGAUAUUCAGGAUGUUAGCCUUGGCAGCAAAUCCACAUGUCCACUGUCUAAAAUAGAAUAUAAUUUGCUGCACUUACUGAGGGAUACAACUCGACUGUAACUGUACACUGACACUACUUAAUUUACAUUUGAAAAUAAGUGACCUUAUUGAAGUGAAAGUAUCUCUGGUAUUAUUUGCCAGUCUCUACUGUUCAUAUUGUUUAUUAUUAAGAAUUGUACCUUGCAAAGAAUAACAUAUUUAUUGUGGUCAAUCCCAAGUAUCCAUUGUACUUGCAUUACUUUGUUUUCACCCAUAUUUAUCUGGGUAACUAUCCAGGGGAAUGAACAUGAACUUCUUUUCUGAAAUAUCAUAUUUGUUUUUUUAAUAGUGCAUGUGCUUACAUAAAUGACAGAGGUGUGUCUAUUGUCAUAAAAAGUCGUAUUUCAAAAAUCCAGUACAGGCUAAUUCGCUUUUAUUGAAAAUGCGCUUCUAAUAGAGCAAAUAUGGUAUUACACUUGCCAGAACAUCACAUGCCAAUGCACGCAUUUCUAGCUUUUAUGUCUCUGUGCUGUGUAUUUUAGGAAUUCAUAGACAGUGAAGUUCAUUAUCCAUAUUCUGUUCAUAACAAUUUUGAAACCAUUCUGAAGUAAGUCACACUUUUUUACACACAUGGAGACAAUUAAUAUUUACGAUUGCCUCAAAUAUCUGGAAAAUUGGGAUGGGUGCAAAACCACGCAUUUCUCUGUCUCUGCAAUCAAUGUUAUGGGUGGGGGAAAUUUGUGGGCAGAUACCCAGAUAAUAGCAACGCGAGUCAAUGAUGGUACCACCGCCGAAGCUUUCGCCUUAUUUAUAUAGCUGUCAUAAAUAUGAUUAAGUGAUAUCCGAAUGUCUGCUUUUAAUCACAUGGCCAAUUGCAAAAACGAUUCAAUUUGAAAUUGUGCUUUAUUUGCGAUACUUGUAUAUAUUCAUGCAGUUGCCGCCGUUGUUUUUUGAUCAUUGGCAUAAUUAUUGCCCAAUCUUGGCAAAAUCUGGUUAAUGAGAUAAAUUUAAAUAAUAAAAAGCACUGUUGGAUGAUGUGUUUACAGUUCUGAACCCUAUAUCAAGUGAUAUUCAACAUGCUAUAUCAACUGCGAUAUCACAACUGGUCAUGUGAUACUGAAAUGAAGCACAUUUUGAAGUUGUAUUGUCGACAACAAUUGGUUGAAAGCUCUUCUAAUUUUCUGUUAUUUGGUCGUUCAAAACCUGCCAUGUCUGCUGUCUUGUUGAAUUGUUGUGUUACGGCUGUCAAUAUUCUAGACGCAAAUUAACCUGCUCGUCAAAAGCUUCAAAAACUUUUAUAAAGGUAACAUCAUUGUGUAUAGCAUCUGUCUCACCACGUCAUGGUCCAUAUGGGGCCCCUAAUGACGUAUAUAACGUGUGUAAUAAUAAUUUCAAGGUAUCGUUUUCUCGAAGACAAAUUUUCAAAUUUUGGAGAGAGUGUACUUUGCUAUGUAGCACUAGUGAUUUAAACACUGCUAUAUUGAAAAAAAAAUACAAUUUUCUUGGUUGGUUUAAACCCUACAUGCAUUGUGGCUGCCACAGAGAGUGGAAAUGCAGCUUUAAAAAAAGGCUGCCAUCUUUGUUUUGGUUUUAACCAGCCACAUCAGUUAUGUAACUACUGAUUGUAGACUUUUUAUUCUGCUAAUGCAGUGUAUGACGUUAACAAUGAAAUCAAAAGCGAUUUCAUUUUGAGAACUUUUUUUUUUAAAAAGUGAACUCAUUCCUAGAAACAGUUGUGAUGCAGUUUGUUACAGGAAUAUAGGGUAGGGGGGAAAACAAAAGGUGUAUUUUCUUUUUUGUGAUGAAACGUCUGGCCAAACAGUGUGACAUAGUGUGGUGUUUUUGAGCUUGUAUAAUGUUGUGUAAAUAGUAUAUAAAUCAUUGCUGAAACGUGGCAUCAGUUUGUGACAAUAUUUAUUCACAUUGACCAACAACAGUGGAAAGAUAACACUGUAUUUUUUGAAUGUUACGUUUAUAUGCCCUCAUCUUUUUCCGAAACAUAAAUGGCCAGACUCAAAAUUGGAAAUAUUUAUGAGACACUAUAUGUUGAGUACAUAGUCUUUAUUUUUAACUUGUAAAAUACAGAGUUUUCACAUUUCAC